Molecule: messenger RNA, 8763 nt
Organism: Penaeus monodon (black tiger shrimp)
Lineage: Eukaryota; Metazoa; Arthropoda; Malacostraca; Decapoda; Penaeidae
Gene: Camta
Product: calmodulin-binding transcription activator 1-like
Biological process (GO): regulation of transcription by RNA polymerase II
Cellular component (GO): nucleus
Molecular function (GO): double-stranded DNA binding; transcription coregulator activity; protein binding
Source: RefSeq, a predicted model, not a curated record
ACUGCGAGAAGAUACGGCUGCCCGAGAACCUGGAAAGCAUUCCCCGCGCCGACCACUUCCCGACGCAGCGACACCGCUGGAACACAAACGAGGAGAUCGCGUCUCUUCUCAUCAGCUUCGACCGCCACAGUGAUUGGCUCUCCAAAGAGGUCAAAAUCAGACCGAAGAGCGGCUCCAUGUUGCUGUACUCGCGGAAGAAGGUUCGCUACAGGCGGGACGGCUACUGCUGGAAGAAGAGGAAGGACGGCAAGACCACGCGCGAGGACCACAUGAAGCUCAAGGUCCAGGGGAUCGAGUGCAUUUACGGCUGUUACGUGCACUCUGCAAUCCUCCCAACGUUUCAUCGACGAUGCUACUGGUUGUUGCAGAACCCAGACAUUGUCCUGGUACACUACCUGAACGUACCGUACCCAGAUGACAACAAGUUGGUCAUGGCCUCAAGCAUUUCACUGUGGGCUGACAAGAAGGAGUGGACCAAGGAAGAGCUCAUUAGUCAGCUCAAGCCCAUGUUCUUCAGCGAGGAUGAACCUGACCUCAACAACGAGCUUGAAAUAUCGACGGCAGAGACGGUGGAGGCCAUAGUGGCACAGCUCAUGGAGAAGCAGCGUGUGGCCCGAGCAGCAGCCGCUGCAGCAGCUGUUGCAAACAAGAGCAGUGUGGAAUGUGGCUGUGGGGCAGGGGUUGGUGGUGAACACAGCAAACAGUGCACGUUGCACCCCCUGCGACGUCUUGGAGUGGCCAAGCUGCCAGACUCUGCCAACACCGUCACAUCCUCACGCCAAGCUCUGGUGGCGAUGCCCACUCCCUCAGACAAUGAUAGCAAUAACCAGGUAUCGUCAACGAGUGGGCCAGGUGGGUGCGUCACCCCCCAGUACCAGGGCGUAACUCAGGAGGGGGCCCGCCCACCAGAGCCCCCACCCUCCACCAGCAACACCACUCCACGCCCAACAACAAUAACAACAAUCUCAACACCACCACAGCCCCGCUAAUCCUGAACCUGUCCAACAUCCAGGGCGGGGGCGGGCUGCUCAUCCUCAACAGUGGUGGGGGGGGUGGGCACCACCCUGCCCCACAUCCCCCACUGGCUGGCCCCCUCACGCUCACGUCGUAUCUGGGGCAGCCCCAUCCAAUCUCCACCGCUGCCUCCAUCGUCCACGGACCGCCCCUCGUACCACACUCCACCCACGUAGCGCGGGCCAGCAUGGACCACAGCAGCAGCAGCAGCAUGGACCCCAGCAGCAAGGUGGGCCGCCACCCCAACAUAAUGCAAACCUGUUGGUGAAGCGUGAGGGAGAUAAGGCUGACGUCAUGGAGACUCUCAAACUGGACGCCACCAAUGGCAACAUUGCCCUCGAUGGUACCUUUGCAAACCUUGUGUCUAGUCUUGAGGCUGGAGAGGCCAGACCCACCUACUAAAGAUACUUUCUUGGGUAUCAAAGCUGAGCUGUCUGAAUUGUCUGUGGAGAAAACAGAAUUAUUUUCUGACACAUUAGACCUCUCUCCUGACGACAUCCAGAAGACUCUCUCUGCUAACCUCCCCCCGGGGUCAUGCAGCCGCAAAACUCCCUCCUCCACUGAUGUCAAUCCGAUGGACUUCAUCGAUAAUGAUAUGACUUCACCUGAGGAUGAUGUUCUUGCAAACCUUGAUGCAUUUGACAUGCUGAGUGACUUUCCUGACCUGGAUCACUAUGAUACAUCCCCCCCUGUGGCAAGUCGGUUACCAAUCAGAGUCAACAGACCACCAGGAUGGAUUACAGAGAGAACACUGCAAAUAUUACUGAUUACUCUCCUGAGUGGGCUUAUCCUGAGGGUGGAGUGAAGGUGUUGGUGACAGGGCCAUGGUACAGUAGUUCAUCCCCGUACACUGUUUUGUUUGAUGGUGUUCCAACAGCCACAACUCUUGUCCAGUCAGGUGUUCUACGGUGCUACUGCCCUGCACAUGAGGUUGGCCUUGUGACUCUUCAAGUGGCAUGUGAAGGGUUUGUCAUCUCUAAUUCUGUGAUAUUUGAGUACAAAAAGCCUCCAUCUGAUGAGAACAAAGUCAAGGAGUUCAUGGCCUGGUUCCCACAGGAGCAGGGUGUCCGGGAGCAAGACGAGCACCUCCUGAAGUUCACACUCCUGCAGCGUCUGGAGACAAUGGAGACAAGGGUCCAGGUGUGCCCAGACAGCCAGAAGAGCCCAUCCAAUUAUGAAAGUGAUGUUAUGAUGCACAAAGCUCAGAAUUUUGAGGAGAGAGUUGUGUUAUACUGCCAGAGGAUGAGCAAGAAGCCAUGGCUUGGAAUGGACCAGGGAUUUGCUGCUGGUCUUCCAGAACUUCAUGGUCUUACACUUCUACACCUUGCAGCCAUGCUUGGUUAUUCAAGGUUGAUUGUAUCCCUCCUUCGAUGGCGUGAUGAGAAUCCGUCACUGGUGCUGGAGUGUGAGGUGGACGCAUUGCGGCAAGAUUCCCGUGGCUGCACCCCACUCAGCUGGGCAUGUUCAAGGGGACAUCGCCACACUGCGCUCCUCCUGUAUCGGUGGAAUUGUCAAGCUCUGUGUUCUAGAAAUCAACUUGGUCAAACUCCACUGCAGUGUGCAACAAUUAAUGGUCAUCAUGCAUUAGCAGAGGAACUUCAGCAGUUAGAGAGACAGCGGGUACAGGGUGACCCCACUGAAGGAGGAGCUAAUCCUAGCUUCACUAUGGCAGGGAUGGCUCACCAAUCACCUGAUGUGUUCCUUCGGCCUUCCCCGCGGAGAUGUGAUUUCAAGAAGCAGCGCCAUUUGAGUGUCGAUCUGCCCUUAAGCAGUGAGCAAGAACCAGCUCGACCAGUUGGAUGUCCUUCCCCUGCAUCAUCAGGGAGUGACUCCUCAGUUCGACGUGGGAGGCUGAUCAAAAGACCCUCAGUUGACUCAGGCAUAAACUUGGCCAAUGUUGACACGUACAAGAGAGCGAGCUUAGACUCUGGUCUGGAUGUACUGCAGAAGUAUUCCAGGGGAGAAGGAUCAAGUCCACAUGUUUCGACACCAUCCUUAGCCCUCGACAAUGCUGGGGACGAGAUGCUGGACUCCCCCAUGCCCUUCCAGUUCACACCAGGUGGAAGCAGCCAGGUCCAGACAGAGGGGGAGGAGGAUGAUCACUCUUCCCUUAGAGGUGUAGACAGUAGUUACGCUAGUCGUCGGGAGUCAUUAAGUUCAGAAAUGGCUGGUUUGGCUGCACCUGAUGACAGUCGUGUCCUAACUCUUGCUGAGCAGAUCAUUGCCGCUCUUCCCGAGAGAAUCAAGAGUGAUGGAGAAGAGCUGAUGCAGUUGGAGCCAAGCCCUGUUGCCCCAGAACCUCCGUCAUCCGAUCUGGACAUGGAAGUCAUAUUGGAUGAGCCGCCAGACACAACAUCAGAGUUCAACUUCGAAUUCUCUGAUAUCUCGUCUUACAGAUACAUUGAUGUAGGAACGCCUAGCUCCUCCAUGAGUCCAGCCUCGUCCAGCUGCUUGCCCUCACCUGCCUCCUUCACUCUGGAGAGCCCCUCACCCCCUCCCACAACGGCAGACUUCUCUGAGUUCUUUCAAGCCUCGACCAAAGACUUCUCCAGAGACUUUUCUAAUCUUACUCUCUCAGACCGUGAGCAGCGGGAAUUAUAUGAGGCUGCAAAAACAAUUCAAAAGGCCUAUAGGCUUUAUAAGGGACGCAAGAGACUCCAAGAGCAAGAUAAAGAAAGACAAGCAGCCAUAGUCAUUCAGAAUUAUUAUAGACGUUACAAACAGUAUGUGUAUUUUAGACAAAUGAGCAGAGCUGCAACACUCAUUCAGAACCAGUUUCGGUCUUACUGUGAACACAAGCGCUUCAAGAAGAGUCUCGAAGGUGGCACUCAUACUGGUGUAAAUUUUUCGCUGAGAGGAUCCAGAGAGACAACACCUAUACCAACAUUAAAACGAACAUACUCACAGCGAAGGCAACAUCAAGCUGCUCGAAAAAUUCAGCAGUUUAUGCGCCAGACAAAGCAAAAAGAGAGCGAGCGCAGGCGGCAGAAAGAGAGAAAGUGGGCCAGGCGGCGGGCCCGGGGUGCCAGGGACCAGCAGUGGGGGGAACAGCAGCAGUGGGGGGGGCAGCAGUCACAGCACAGCAGCCUCUCCCUCCCCCGGCCCUUCUCCACCAGCUCCCUCCAGUACGGGCGGGCCCCUCAUCGGAGCUCUCCCUCCGCGACACAGACCCUUUACUCUCGAGCACAGCCCAUGCACCUGACCAAACUGACCAUCAGGACUGUCAUUGAAGCUAUUGGAUGGGAGAACUGCCAAGCCUCCUUGGGUAAAGGGAAGCUAAGCAUGAAGCGUCGGUGCUCAAGUUUUUCAUGUGGACAGGACCUGAGAAAUGUAUCAAGACUGAUGAGUGUUCAAAGUGGUGCAUCACUACAGUGGAUGGAGCUGCCAAGGGCUCUGUAAGGAAGUGGAGAUGUGCUCCACCAUCUGGUAUCUGCAGGACUGUGGACAUGAGAGAUGCAGGGAUAAGGGACAGUAACUCUGCCACUGUGUGUGCGCCAGCUCUAGUGACCUUAACAAGUCAAAAGUUUCAUUUGCAUUGUGAUUUGCCUUUCUGAUAGCAAAGCUAUAGUAAUUUCAGUGCAUGUGUAAGGGAAAUCUUUUUUAAAAAGGUGUGAAUAUAUGUAUAAUGGUUAUAGAAAAAAGGUGUAUUAUGCUGCAAACCAGACUGUCUAAAUUGAAUAUCAGCAUCUUUACCUUGCUGAUCCCAAGCUAACAUCACUGCCUGUUAUGAUUUUGCUUUCAAAGGAAAUCUAGCCUGAACAGUAAUUCUUGCUUACAUCCCUUCUGUAGAAUAUGAAUAUUUAAGUUGAAAGUUUAUUCAGUCACACUAAAUGUUUACUUGUUAAAAUCAUUUCACAAAAUCUCUGACUACCUCAUUUGAAAAGUAUUCCUAAGACACUAUCAUGGAUGAAGAAACCAUUGUGAUGCAGGGAUGGAGUUGAAUAUUCCACAUUUUAGUAGACUAAAAUUGUAUACUGAUUUGAAAUGUUGGUAUCAAAGUUCCUUUCCUCAUGAUGUGUAUAUGUGUCAGUGAUGGGUUGGGAAAGUAUUCAGGGGUGAAAUGAACAAGUGUGAUAACCAUUAUAUACCCAGUGAGACAUAAUGAUGAUGUAUCUGAUAAUAAUAGGGAUAAUAAUUUUACAUUCACAUGAAUUAUUAUGUUGAUCUUAAGAGAUGAAUUGGCAUAUUUCUUGCCAUGUGUGGAGUGUGGGAAUAUAUCCGACGGGGAAUUGCUUUUUGAAGGAUUGUAGUCAAAUGUGUUGAUUUCCUUUCCUGUAUAUUUUAUUAUUGAUUUCUCAAACUUCACUAUUUUAAAGCAUUGUACAAAUUAUUCCCAUGCAUCACUGUAGCCAGAAUAGUGCAUAAAAACAGGAAGGCUUAUAUGGCAAUAAUACUGCAUAAUGUUAUUGGAGAUAAGUUCUUCCAUAAUAUUCCUUUGGCCUUAACAUUUGUUUGAAGACAUGUACUUAACAAAAUAUUUAUAAAUAAUUACAUUGUCAGAAGCAAACUAUUUUUAAAAUUGAUAUACUUGAUAUUCAGUGUCAUCAGAAUAGAUGGAAGGUUUUCCCCUUAUAUUUUGACAUAUGAAUUUCUUAUAUACUUAGAGAAAGAUAGCUUGAGCUAAUGUGCUUUCAGUGAGCAAUUGAUAAAGUCUAAAGCGGUAAGGCUUACUGAUAAAUAUAUGUGUUACCCGUACCGAUUCAGCCAAUUUGAAUGGCGAGGCGAGUGUGACUCAGCCUCCCUUGGCUCGGCAUGAGAGGAGAGAUAUGACGCUGUUGAUGCUACGGUACAAAACAGUCCAGGAUAUGUGUGGGAUAUUGUUGCUAUCCCUCAUGAGAGCACUGUUCAAGUGCUCUGGUGUGGCACUUGUGGUGUUUUGUGGUUCACAACCGAGGCCGGUCCUCCCAGUGCCACAGAGUCCUGGUUUGUUGUAGUUGGGUUGUUUACCAAGACGCCUCAUCUAGUCCCCCCUCGUAGCGAGCAGUUAGUGACCUACCCACCAUUUUCUACUAGAUGAAUAUUAGUUAGGCAUUUUGCUUUUUAAAGAAAAUAGAGAAGGGAAGUAUUUUUCAUUCUGCAGUGCUUGAUUCAAUCUUCCCUUACUAAAUAUCUAUUUUUCUUGCUGGAGAACAAAGUAAUAUUAUGAGGGCCAGGAACAUUGCUGGAUGUCUGACCAGUACAGGUCCAUUUUCUCUUAUUCAUAAUAGCAAUUAUGUAUAGACAUACCAGCUUUUAGAAUUUGUCUCUAGACUCAAAGUAAAUGCUUAUUUUUCUUUACUUGAUUUACUCUUUGAGUCUGGAGACCUCCUUGUCUUCUUGAUUACUCUAUCAUAUACUAUAUAGAGUAUUUUAUCCCAAGAGUGUUUUGCAUGUAGUUUGAUCCAACCCUGUGAUCAAUUGUUUAUUUUCCCAUUCUCAUUCCUCUCUGGAGAGUCAGAAGCUUGGCAGAGUGGCUUAUUAAACAAAUAAUUGGAUCAUGAUGAUCUGCAACCAUUCAUUUCAUUGUGAAUUGUAGAAAUUCACUGCCAGUAUUUGAUUUCACAUUGUACUCCAAAGUAUUAUGAAUAUUUGUUUGGUAGCAGACAGAGAAUUUCGUAAUAUUUUUAGUACCACAUAAACAUAACAAGAGUCACAGUUGCAGCAUAGUUAUUUACAAUCUUUCUUGAGUUUAGGAGCAUCAGAAAGGGGAAUGCUUUGAAUUCACUGUUAAGAGUUCAAAUCCUCUUGAUCUCCUUGGUACUCCAGUUUCACUGAUCAUGUCCUGUGGAAAGUUUAAGGAAUUAUAAACUGCUGCAUUUGACUCCAAUACUCAAAAGCUUUUAAACUAGGCAAGUGCAAUUAAUAAAAUUCUCAGGAUGGUACAUGUCAAACAACAAGCAAUGAAUCAGUGAAAUGAAGAUUGCAUCUGAUGGCUCACACCUUAUAUCAUCAUUUCCAUUAUCUUUAAUAACAAUAUUCCAUAGUUCAUCUGUUCAUCAUGGUGCACUUCAUUUACUAAUUAGUUGCACUAUAUCUCAAAACAGUAUUUUAUGCAAAGUAUUACAGUCUGGUAAGCUUGCUCUGUUUGAGGGUUCAUGAAGAUUGUAGACAAUGUAGCAAGCAGUUUGUCCACAUAAAUUUUAUAGGGCAUAAUUUACAUUUAAUUUAAAGGUAUGUGAAGGCAGAUCAAUGACCUCUUCAGUAAUGAUAGACUAGAUUGAAACUUAAUCAGACUCAUUUUCUUGUCACCAUACAAGUUAAAUAAGUCUUCUUUCAGUACCAUUUUAGUAUUGGAAUCGGCAAUCCCACAGUGAAUGAUCUCUUACAAUGUAGUUGAUCCUUGAGAUGGAAAUGGAGGACAGUUGUAUAGGUUUCCUCCAAUAGAUUGGAUGGUAUUGUUAGGAUGAUGAGAUACAGCAAUUAGCCAGUCCAUGCUUUUUGGCAGUCUAUUUUUCUGGCAACUUAUUUUCUUCUUCAUCUGUAGUGUAGUGGAACAAAAAAGUAGAGUUAAUGGGUUUCUGUACUCAGGCCACCUAGAGACACUGCAGAUGGUGUUAAUGUUUUACAAAUUUUUUUUUCAUCAUUAGCCCACAUUAACAAUAAUCACACAUUAAGAGCAGGUUGUCCCCUGCAUCAGAAUUAAAUCAAAAUAAUUUCAGUGUCCUAGGUCGUUUGGAGUCAGAAACCAAAUUUUGAUACCUUGCCAGAAAGGGUGCUCAUUACCUCUGAUUUGAGGGGAUAUAAAGAGCCAAGUAUCAGGAAAGUUCUUGUAUAUAAAGCACUGUAUAUUACUCCUAAGAUUUAAAAACCCUUUUAACAUCCACACGAUGUACAUAGCUGUUGAUCAUGUUAUAAAUUUUAUUCUAUAUUAACUGAUGGAAGACAGUAGUAAGUCUUACAAAUGAUUCUUCUCCCAAACAUUUUUCUUGUUUGCUAUUCCUGCAACUUUUUCCUAGUCUCUCUAAAAUGUGACCAACAAUCCAAGACUGUAUGAGAUCAGAUCUAUAUGUUGUUGAUUUCUAUGAUGUUUAUUUUUGUUCAAAUCUACUUUUUUAUCUAUUUGUUAUAUCUUCAAUGUGUGAUGAACUAAAAGGUCUUGGGUAAAAAUGUAACCUUCACUACAUGAGAGGGGAGUAUUGCACCUUCCUGUAUAAAUAGGGGUUUAAAAUGAAAUAAUAGAUUGCCUGUUCAAAGUAUUAUGCUGGUUACAAAAGAUUGUGCUCUUUCACCCAUUACCUCAAGUCUUACAGUAAUAAUUUCAUGUGGCUUUCACUGUGACCUGCAAGUAAAUCAUCAAGUAAUUGCUCAUUAGCUCAUUUUCUAUCAGCACGAGAUGCACCCAGGGGUAAAACUGCAUCUUUCCCUCUUAAAUCUUGUGUGUGGGAUUCAUAUUUUCAGACAAAGUACACCUUUCACUAUAAUGUAUAUGCAACAGUCUUGUACUGACAGAAGAGAAGAGUAUCAGAUAUUUUAACCCUACUGGUUCAAAUUUUUUCUUUAAUAUAUACUGCAUACAUUUUUAUUAAUUUCUGAAUUCCAUAAGAACAUGCAUCUAGGCAAGAGUCCGCCGAUACUACUGUUCUUGUGGUUUUAUUUUUAUACAGGCGUCAAGUCCAGUAGCAAAACUUGUCGUGUCAGUUAUUCAAUGUGAAUUGUUUGUUACUUUGUACAAUUCUUUCUUAUUUUUUUAUUGAAGAUUUGAAGUCUAUUCAGGAAUGUUAUGAUUUUUACUAUUGGAAUAAAAUAUUUAUUGGAUUGCGUCACAGAAAA